AUGAACUCUUAAACAAUCAGAGCUGCUCAUAUUUUAUAAAAGCAUAGAGGAAGUCGUAAUCCACUUGAUAGAGUUAGAAAUGUCCAAGUUACUAGAACUUUAGAUGAAGCUAAAAAAAAUGUAGCAGCUUUCCGUGAAUAGAUCAUGAAAUCAGCUGAUCCUUAAAAAACUUUUAUGGAAAUUGCACAAAAGUAUUCUGAAUGCACAUCUGCUAGAAAUGGAGGUGACUUGGGAGAGUUUGGUCCUGGUUAAAUGCAAGAAUCAUUUGAAUAGGCUGCAUAUGCUCUUAAAGUCGGAGAGAUUUCUAACUUAGUUGAGUCAGACUCUGGUGUUCACAUUAUUUUAAGAUUAGAUUGA
Molecule: messenger RNA, 357 nt
Organism: Tetrahymena thermophila SB210
Lineage: Eukaryota; Ciliophora; Oligohymenophorea; Hymenostomatida; Tetrahymenidae
Product: peptidyl-prolyl cis-trans isomerase
Exons: 1
Cellular component (GO): cytosol; nucleus
Molecular function (GO): peptidyl-prolyl cis-trans isomerase activity
Source: RefSeq, a predicted model, not a curated record